Mytilus trossulus (common blue mussel) is the source of this 1624-nucleotide messenger RNA. RefSeq names its product histone-lysine N-methyltransferase SETMAR-like. NCBI's taxonomy places the organism in Eukaryota, Metazoa, Mollusca, Bivalvia, Mytilida, Mytilidae. Bases 50 to 877 code for a protein of 275 amino acids. The record is from RefSeq and is a predicted model, not a curated record. The transcript has 2 exons. Gene Ontology annotation, molecular function: protein binding; histone methyltransferase activity; zinc ion binding. Gene Ontology annotation, cellular component: nucleus.
UCCGAAUACGAACCACCAUUUAGAAUAGUGACUUCCGGAAAAUUAAAAUAUGGAUAUUAACAAGUUUGACUGGACUGAAGGACUUGAAAACAAAGCAAUAUUCAGCAAUGACAAAGUUCUUAUCUUCAAGCUGAAGAAAUCGAAGUAUGUCACACAAAACAUUCCUGGUCCAGGAUGUGAAAUGGAUGAUUUUGAAGAGAAACUUCUCGGCUGUCAAUGCCUAGCUUGUGAUAGAGACUGUACAUGUACUGCUCGCUAUGGAAAUGCAUACACUGACAAGAAAAUAGACGUUAGCCUUUUGGGGUCCAGUGUAACACCUGUAUUUGAAUGCAAUUCUAACUGUGCAUGUCCUUCGCAGUGUCAAAACAGGGUAGUCCAGCACGGUAUCAGUGUACAAUUACAAAUAUUCAAUACGGGCAAGAAAGGUCUUGGUCUUCAGACUGUGGAGAACAUACAAAGAGGAACGUUUGUAUGUGAAUAUGCAGGAGAAAUUAUAUCCUUACAAGAGGCACAAAGCAGAUGUAUCAAACAGAAAGAUACGGACAUGAAUUAUAUACUCACUGUAAAGGAGCAUUGUAAAACUGGCAUACUUAAAACCUAUGUUGAUCCAGAUAAGUUAGGAAAUAUUGGGAGAUAUAUAAAUCACAGUUGUUCUCCUAAUUUAUCAAUGGUUCCCAUUAGAGUAGACACUAUGGUUCCAAAAGUUUGCUUAUUUGCAAAUAGAGACAUUGAACCUCUUGAAGAGCUAUCAUUUGUUUAUGGGACGUUAAGGCCAGACCAGAAAAGAGGCACAACAUGUUACUGUAAUUCAAAUGUUUGCACAGGAUUUAUGCCAUUCGAUGAAGAGUUAAAAAGCUCUUUUGGUUUUUUGGAAUAAAUCACGAAAAGUCAAGUAGAGUAAUGUCUACACAUGUUUGUGAAUUCAAAAUUAACUGAUAAGAUCAAAGCUUCAACCAUCUAAUCACAGUAAAAGAAAGUAUAGCUAGCAAAUUCCUCUUUUUAAAAAUAUAAGAAGGUUUUAGAUGAAAGAGGCAGUAUGUGACACAUACGGAUUUCGAUUUACCAGAGACGAAAUAAGUAAACGUAUAGAUAUGAGCAACUCAAGUCACCAUACGAACUAUAACAAUGAACAGAGCCCAUACCUCAUAGCAUGCUAUAAAGAUCUAUAAAGGGUUCGACAAAUGUAUUACUAAAACUUAGCAAACGAGAAAACCAACAGUCUGAUCUGAUUUGAGUUUAAAAGUCAAACAAACGAGAAACUAAAAUUAAUACAUCAACAAACAACGAUCUCUAAAUUAUCUAUGCUCCUGACAUUGGAUUUGCACAUACCGAAUGUUAACCUGUGACAUUGUUGUAACAGCACAAACAUAAGAACAAACUUUAAAAUUCUUAUACUUUUUGUCGUGUAAAUUUCUCACUAAUGGGAACUGGGAAUCCGGAUAAAUAAUAUUUUGUAAAGACCUUUCUUGCGAGGUCUAGGUGUCCGUGAAACAAUUAAGGCACACCUGACCUCGACUUUAUUUUAUGGAUCAGCGAGCAACACUAAUUUUCGUAAACAGGUCUAUCUCUCAGAUACUUUGAGCAGUAUGUCAACUUUAUAUUUGAUUUAUGGAUUGAUUGUAAG